Messenger RNA from Osmia lignaria (orchard mason bee), 5568 nucleotides. RefSeq lists its product as uncharacterized. NCBI's taxonomy places the organism in Eukaryota, Metazoa, Arthropoda, Insecta, Hymenoptera, Megachilidae. The record is from RefSeq and is a predicted model, not a curated record.
AGGAAAAUCACGUCCGAUCUAUGGAUGAUUCGUAGGUACACGCGAUUCCGUCACGGCGCACGCAACGCGUUACAACUUUCCACGCCAGCUGGAAAGCACGCACCGAUUCGAACGGCGGUUCUGUUUUCGUAGCAAGUAAUAGUGAAGUCGAUUCACGGAAUAAGAAGGGUCAGUCGAAGCCUACUUUCUUCCUCUGAAUCGUCUCGAAGAGGGGAAACCACGUCGACUUAGCGCGUAGACCUUCAACAGAGAAGCUGGCCCCGUCUCCUCGUUGCGUUGGUCAGCCAGUUGUGUGCCAGUCUUACCUACCCAGUGAACGAAUCCUCAAGAUCAAUCCUGUGACAACUUUAUUCUUCGACCACGCGUUCUAUUGUUCCAUACAUAUAUGUAUAGUUCUACCGGAAGGUUUUAUUCGAUUGGUGAAAUUUUCUAAAGAGUUUUCAUCGAUAAUCGCUGCUUCUACACCAGAGCUGACCUGAUCGAUACGAGAAGAGUUUUCGUGUUUGGUGAACCGUGAACCCUUGGACAUCUACGCUUCGAACCGAAACGCGAACGUAAAUGAUCCCAUGGUCUGUCACGAUGCGGUCGGCACUAAUCAUGAAUUGUGUCCUUGCGAUGGGGUUGUUCACCUGUAUCGAUGCGAUCACCGUAUCGAUUGACCGAUCUGAUAAUAAACCGCCACCGACGCGAUCAUCGAUGAUCGCAAACGGAUGGCGGCCACUGACCAACGGCUACGAAGAAACAAUUGGCACAAACGUAUCGCCAUCGAGCGGUCUCGAGAGGAAUGGACCGUUACACCCGGUUCUAGGUAAACUGCAGGAACACAUGGCCACGUCGGAGAAGCUGAAACCGCAACGAAAGGGUAAACCGUCCUCCCAUCACGACUACAAUCCCCCAAGCAUACUAGGAAGCUUCACGAUGCUUCACGGUCAUUCGGCCUUGAAAGCACGCGGCGAGCUACCGAACCACAAUCAUGCGAAUAAACACGUCGCCUCGGAGACCCGAGACUACACCUUCCUGAUCCCACCUCCGAAAGACGCCUACCGUUUCGAAAUGGACCACCAUAGGAAGCCGAUUUUACGGGAUAACUCCGGAUACCUUCGUCAGCCACAAUUCGGACCCCCAACCGGUCAUCAACCACCCGACCCGAUAAAGGCGGCCACAUAUUUCAUCAAAAGUUACACCUCCACCACCAACAUGCCCUCCUCGCCAGUGUCAUCCCCGAAGAACAGACAUUACGCGGAUCCGUACGUUCCUCAGCUGCUCCAGCCUCCAAGGUACCAGGUGAAGCCAUUCGAAUCGCUGAAAGUGUCCAACAGCGCUAAGCCCUAUUUCCAACCCCCUGGUACCGCGCUGGCUCCAGACUUUGGAAAGGAUAAACGGCUUAGCGACUACGAGCACCGAGCCAACUACGAUAAAUUCCAACCGCCCUCCCAUAAUGAUCACCUGAUCAAUCCUGCGAGCAGCGGAAACUUUUUCAGCCAAGUGAACCACCCUCCUCACUCCUACAAAACUUCCUACGAGAGGGACCCAGCCUUCCUGGUGCACGAGAGCCACGAAAUCAGCUACAUCACACCUCCUUCCAUCUAUAAUGGAUUCAAUUUUAGACCCUCUUUGCCGUACGAGACCCUACUGCCGCCAGACGUCUACAGUUCCUCGACUCCAUCGCCCACCACCCCAAGGGAGUCAAACAAAUAUCAGCAAUCGGCUGAUCUCGGUCAAGGACACGAUUAUAAACGACCUGGACAUAACACCGCGACUAAACAGGUCGAUGAUAAUGGAGGACACGGUGAGAUUUUGCCCACCGCAGGGAUUGGGAACACCUAUUACGUGUCGGAACAACAGGAUCUAACCCCGCCACCUCCAUCUUGGCCCGCGCCAAAGAAUAAAUACACCUCAGACAUCAACGAGGUUCUACCAAGAGUCAAUCCUCCUUCGAAAUUCAAUCAGGAACCCAUCGGAUCCAAUCAGAUCCCUCAAGUUCCUAAAGUAGUGUACAUCAAACCUCAGGCCCAAGCUCCUCAGUAUUCAGGCUCUGUCCUACCGAUUGAUAUUCGGCCAGAGAACAGCGAACCGGAGUACGAGACACCAGAGAGUAUAUCUCUGAAACACUUCAACGAGCAACAGUAUCUUCUUCAGCAACAACUGUUGCAAAGAGAUAGACAGAGGCUGGCUGAACAGGAGAGGCAACAACAGUUGGAGAUUGAGAAACAGCAACAGGAGGAAUUGAAGAAGAGGCAGGAAGAGCUGAGGCAGCUGUUGGAAGAACAAAAGGAAGAGGACGAGGCUAGAUUGGCUGUCGAAUCGGCGAAGAAUCAAUCGCAGCAACUGGCUAAAGUGACGGAGGAACAGGGUCCUUAUUCGAUCCAGCUGACGGAAUACGAAAUCCCGAAGGUAACCACCAUUCCAACCGCGGUGAUUACCGAGCAGACCGGUCUUGGAAAACUGCCAAAGGUUCAACAGUCUCAGGUAACUCAACCCAGCUACACCAUCUCGGAGAGUCCUGCGGUGCCGAGUCAGCAGUAUCAAGAUCAAUUAAGAAAUCAACCAGAACAAGUCAAUUAUCGAGAGCCUCAAAUUGAUUUACGACCUCACAGGCCGCUGAAACCGUCACGCGAUCAAUAUAGGCGAAGAAAGCCAAGCACCUCGGCAUACGAGCCUGUACCAACAGAAGCUCCCGCCCAGCUUCCGGAAACCUCGCUGCCUAUAACGUUGCACGCCGAAGAAGUACCCAUUCAGACUACUGGCACCUUUGAAAUCACCACCCUGCCGUCGGUAGUGACACAGAAGCCGAGAACCCGGAGACCGGGUGCGCCUCUGCGUCGAAGACGACCAACCACCACCACCACCACCACCACCCCAGAGCCAGUCACCGCAGCAGAAGACUAUCUCAAGUACGACAGACCCGAAGAGGUGAAACACCAUCUGGACCCAUCUCGGAGAAGACGAAUCAAGCCUACCCAGGCCACCUACGACGAGUCGGUGACCGAGAAGAAGGCUAACAUAAGAAAGAGACCUGGGCACAGGAACAGGGUGAAUCCAGGAGAGCCCUUCGAGGCUGAGAUCGUCACAGAGAUCGUUCAUACACCGGUGAACACCUACAAAAGCGAAACUGAAUCUCUCCAGAGCUACACCGACUACAAUCAGUUCGUAACGAACCAGCCUAAUGGUCAGCAAUUUGAUUACACCUCGCAAAAGUUUCUCCAGGUUGAUGAGCAAGCAGAAGACACCACCCAGCCCAUACCAGUAGAGUACUACACGGAAUCUACCAGGACGAACGUGGAAGACGUUCUAAACAACGAGAAUUAUAAUGAAAAUAGCGGUCCGGUGACCAACAUCCCCCUUGAAAACUUAUUUGUUAGAACAGAAGGCAAUUACUAUGAUAGAGCGACGGCGGUGUCAUCCACCAGCGCCGGUGUCAGUUCCAUCUCCAGCGUGACUACAACACCAUCCACUACCACAUCCACCGAACAAUCCACGACCGAGGCGCCUCAGAUAAGCACCUCCACCAUCCGAUCGCACAAGAUCAGACCAAUGAGAUACGGAAACACAACCAGGCCGCGGUUCAGCAUUAAAGACUACAAGAGUCGGUUGGACUACAAGAGCAGAUUAUCCCAAACGUCCAGCACAGAAGCGUCAUCCACGCCUGCGCCGCACACUAAGCAGAGAGGAACCAGUAUUAAAUACCAGCAACAAAAUGGCGACACGAAUAGAGAAACUCCUGGAAGAUACAAAUACAUGUCCAGGAUGAACUACAGGUCAACUUCUCCUACACCAUUGAUAUCCAAAGAUCAAGAAACAGCAGUGGAAGAAGGUACCUCGUCCACUACAGAGAGGAGCAAUCGUUUCGUGCCCAAAAGAAGACCAGUUAACGCGAACGUGUACAGGAGUAGGAUAUCCGGUACGACUAGUAAUCCUAACAAGAACCAACAUCAGUACGAUAGUGAAAAUCAGAAACCGAGCACAGCUCGGCCAGAGAACGUGUUCUCCUCGUCGGUCAGACGGCGACCCACGAUGAAAAGCAGGUUACCCGCCCAAAAGGAGAGCUCGACCGUGGCGUACCACGCGAGAAAGGAAGCCGAAGCCACGGAAAUGGCCGCGGAAGAGACCAGUUUCUAUUCCGCCGUCACUACAAUGGCCAGCACCCGAGUGGCCGCUAACGAGAUCCCCGUUGAAAACGAGCAAACUGGCUCCACCGACGUUCCAGCCGUUGACGAAGACAAAAAUGGGGACGAAAGUGAAAUCAAGCCGAGUUUUCAUGCUGAAAAUGAACAUCCACCUGGCGAACCGGUUGCCAGCAGCACGGCCAAAACCGUGCAUGAGAAUCGGUUAAAGGAAACCGCGGUCACCGACCAAUAUUCCUCGACGAAAACGGAAGUGACUACCGUGUCGAACGAAAAUAAAGAAACUGCAAGCACGCUCGACGAAGAGGAAUUGUUUGCCAAAGCGUCUCAAAGCGUAGCGGAUCUGACCAGCUCCGCUUCGGCUUUGUAUGAUAAACCUGGCAUGUUCAAAGCAGUCUCUCCUGAGAGCAGAGUCGUGGCCAACCAUUUCAAGAUACCCACUGACGAGCCCACUUUACCUAUCGAAGCUUUCUUCCAGGAAUUAUCAAAGAAAAGCUAAGUUUCAUGGUGUAAACGAAUGGUUUGACGGUGAUUCGUGUUUUUGGCUUACCUGCAUGUCUGAAGCAGAAUCGACUCUUCAGAAAAAACAUGGGAUGUUCGAAAAGGGAAAUUAAAAGACAAUUGAAUUUUUGUAUCUUCUUUUUUUUCUUUCGAAAUACCUAAUUGAUUUUGGGGAUGUGGAUAAUUUUUUUUUUGAUAAUUUAAGGAAAGACGAAGGGAAUAGGUACCAAAAAAUCUUGGAAGAAGCAGGUCGUUUGAGUAACGAUUAAAAGAAAAGUAGGAUAAUUUUUCAAAGAAAAUGAAAUAAUACGUGCAAUAAUUGCUCUAUCCUGUGAUGAUGUUUCACCGUAAAAUUUGAACAGCUUUACAGGGAAUUUAAGAUACCAAAUGCAUACAUUCGAAUUAGGAUAUUAACGAUCCAAAUUAUCUUCAUGCUAUCCUAGUUGUACCUAAAUGAACUAAUUAAUUUAUUUGAAACGCGCCACGUACACUGAAUCGUUCGAUCGUAUACCAAGGCAUCCAUUAUUUUUCUAACAAUUGGUGCUAUGAAAUGGGGAAAAAAAAAUAAUGGAUGCUACGAGAUAUCUUUGUAAAUAUAAGUACUACUUUAGAGCGUUUAUCUUAUUCGAUUUCAAGCAGAUAAAUACUCGUGAUUAAUAUAAGAAAUAUUUUUAAGAAUGAAUAGAGAUCAUUGAACCUUUUCUAUCGAUGUCAAGUGUUUUCUACGAUUCUCAGAAACCCUUUUCUAAAAUUAAAUAAAAAUUGAUUUAACUAAAUCGAGAAUCGUAGAAAAUAUAUUUAUGUAUGUUGAUGUAUCCGUACGUGUAAGUAGUAAAAUAUCGAAUAAGCUCGGUGCAUCGUGUUAUUUAUAUUGAUUAAGCAAAUUCAUGUACACUGUAAAUAUAUAUAUACAUAAUAUAUAUAUACAAUAAAUAGUAUACAU